GAAAAAUAAACAGGUCGAAUCAAGAGAUAUCGGUUGCCGGUCGCUUGAAGAGCGAGGCGAGGGAAAACGGGUCGUUUUGGAUGUAUUCGUGGAGCGUAAAUCGGUGCUGUUUUGAUAUGCUCGUGUGCUUCACGGUAGAGCUGUAUUUGGUCUGGGGUUUAACGGCAUAAUACCGACAAGGGACCUCCCGUGCUCGAGUAACGAGUAUGUUCCCGAAUGCUCCGGUUUUGCUUUCGGAGCGCCGAGUCGAUCCGUUGCGAUUUCGUUGUUUUGAUGUUGUCAUCUAUGUGUUUUUAACUCGAGCCAUAUUCGGUGUGUGAUAUCAAACAGUGUGUAACCGGACGGUGUGGUGACGCGAUGCAUACGAGGCGCGUGGUGAAGCGGUCCAUCAUCGGGAGCCGUGUGUAUGCUCCGGGCCCGGUGGGGGACGCCGCGCCGUUAACGGGGGUGGUGCAGGCGGUCAAGCAGGAGAACCGAGACGCGACUAACGGAACUAACGGACCCCGGCGGAACCUGUACACACUGCUCAUGCAGGACGGCAGUCUCGCGGACUACACGGAGGACGAGAUCGCCAUGGGGACCAGUCAGAUGGCCGCCAAGGGACCGCUGAAGUCCAGUCUGAAGCAUCAUGCGGAGGUUCUGCCUCUGGGCCCGGAGGUGGCGGUGGUCAGAACAUUGGACCCGGACAAGGACACCACGACAACUAUCACCAUGACAACCACGACCCCCACGACCCGCUCCGUCUCCUUGCUGGAGCAGAAACGCAAGGAGGUGUCAUCUAGCAUCGACGUCCCACACGCCAG
This is a messenger RNA of Sardina pilchardus (European sardine), 803 nucleotides long. It is a transcript of the gene znf704, whose product is annotated as zinc finger protein 704. Gene Ontology annotation, cellular component: nucleus. Lineage: Eukaryota; Metazoa; Chordata; Actinopteri; Clupeiformes; Clupeidae. Gene Ontology annotation, molecular function: DNA-binding transcription factor activity; RNA polymerase II cis-regulatory region sequence-specific DNA binding. The record is from RefSeq and is a predicted model, not a curated record. Gene Ontology annotation, biological process: regulation of transcription by RNA polymerase II.